GGAGGAGGUUGAAAUGAGUCUGAAGGUGUAUAUAUAUAGAAGAGUCACUGGUGUUUUCAAGCAUUCUGCAUCUGGUUCUUUUUGCAGCGGUUCUGUACAAUGAGCGGGAAGGUUGUGCUUCUGCUGGCGCUGGUGGCCAUGGUUGCAGCCGACAGGAGGCCCCGCCCAACCUACGGCGCCCCACCUCCUCCUCCACCACCUCCCAGACCCACUUACGGUGCCCAGCAGGAAUCUUCCGAGGAGGUGGCGCCCCCCGUGUAUAACUUCCAAUGGGAGGUGAGGGACGAGUACUCCGGCAACAGGUUCGACCACCAGGAGGACCGGGAAUACGACAACACCAAGGGGUCCUACUCCGUGCAGCUCCCCGACGGCCGCCUGCAGCACGUCACCUACCACGUGGAGGGCGACUCAGGCUACAUCGCUGAGGUCAACUACGAGGGCGAGGCUCAGUACCCGGAGUCCGAUGAGUCCAGGGAAUACGGGUACGGGAAGUGAAGGAAUGUGAAGCAUAAGACCAAGUGAACCGUAGUAUGACAAUCUGUCGCUCGCACCGCUGAACUGCUAAGGAAUUCCCACUUGUUUGGUAAUACUGUCAUUCAUCUAAUACUAUACCAGUACCAGUGUUCUUCAGUGUUCUUCACUCAUCACUACCAGCCGGUAUUCACGUCUUUUUUUACUAAUACCGUUCAUCGUCACAGUUCAUACCUCCCCACACUUGUCCACCUGAUCUACCUACACACUCACACCUGUCGGGCCCCGUGUGGCUUACCUGGCUACCUGGCUAACUGGCUCUGGUCUACUUCUUGUCUGCCUGUCUGUCUGUCUCUCAUCCCAAGCCAAACACGAAUCUAUUUUUCAGUCUGCGCCUCUCGUCUCUCACCUUUCUGACCUUCUCGAUUUCUGUACCUCGUUCAGUUUACGAAAUGUGUGUUUAUUUUUGUAUUCUUGUGUAACGCGCAUGUCAGAAGUUAUGAAAAUAAUAAUAAAAAAAAAGAAGUGUAGAUGAA
This is a messenger RNA of Scylla paramamosain (green mud crab), 1007 nucleotides long. Its product is annotated as cuticle protein 7-like. The record is from RefSeq and is a predicted model, not a curated record. The transcript is spliced from 3 exons. NCBI's taxonomy places the organism in Eukaryota, Metazoa, Arthropoda, Malacostraca, Decapoda, Portunidae. Gene Ontology annotation, cellular component: extracellular matrix. Bases 100 to 495 code for a protein of 131 amino acids.